Molecule: messenger RNA, 210 nt
Organism: Aspergillus clavatus NRRL 1
Lineage: Eukaryota; Fungi; Ascomycota; Eurotiomycetes; Eurotiales; Aspergillaceae
Exons: 2
Coding region: 1-210 (69 amino acids)
Source: RefSeq, a predicted model, not a curated record
AUGAUUCAGGAGAGGAUGAUCAGUUUUGCAUGCCAACAAGGGAUGCUGCGGGCCGCUCCCGGCCAGGGACAUGGACAUGGACAUGGAUGGUUCUGUAGUUUGACAGUGGCUCCGGCGGUCACGCAGUCACGCGAGGACAUGAGGCUUACGUGGGUGAACGGAGAGGAGAGGCGAUUUGGAGAGAGCAUCCCGAUGCUUCCAAUUCGGUAA